Messenger RNA from Kluyveromyces lactis, 1209 nucleotides. RefSeq names its product Psy4p (gene PSY4). Gene Ontology annotation, cellular component: cytoplasm; protein phosphatase 4 complex; nucleus. Gene Ontology annotation, molecular function: protein phosphatase regulator activity. Gene Ontology annotation, biological process: protein dephosphorylation. The transcript has a single exon. The record is from RefSeq and is a predicted model, not a curated record. The coding region runs from base 1 to 1209 and encodes 402 amino acids. Lineage: Eukaryota; Fungi; Ascomycota; Saccharomycetes; Saccharomycetales; Saccharomycetaceae.
AUGAUGGGAAUAAAAUCCAGACAUCUAUACGACCGUUUGACUAAAAUAGUUAUCGAUAAAGAUCUAAGCGCGUUUAACGAAAUAUCGCCUUCGCAAUUGAUCCCACAGCUAUCUGAACAUUUCAGCAUAACGAUACCGAAGGAGAUCUUCAAUUAUAACGAGGACCAAGAGGAAGACCUUUUACACAGAUUGAAAGAGCUAUCGAGGUACCUUGUUGUGAAAUUUGCAAAAAGAGAUAAGUAUCCGUUCACGAUUCAACGGAUAUGCGAAUUAUCUUACCAUCCAUUACAAUAUUUCCCUGUGCACAGUUUGCAAAAGUUUGUGUCGGCCAUGGAGAAAUGUUGCUUGGUGAAUACUGAUUGGACACCCAGGCUGGGCAAAGAGUGUCCAAACACAAACCCAAUGGAAGAUGUUUCUCUGAUACCUAUUGAGUGGAUCCGCACGAAUAAAGAAGAUGAGAAGUCUUUGCAGGCGUUUAUUUCGAAGAUUGAAACUAUAGUGGCUGUAAAUUUUGGUUAUGAUGACUUCGACGACGACAAUGAAGAUGGUACAGAUCAUGACAUCGGUCGUGGAUAUGAUAACCAUGGCGAUGUGCUCAUCGAGGAAUACGAGGAAAUGGAUGAAGAAUUCGAAGAUGAGGACUAUGAGGAUCACGAAGAUGAAGAAGAAGAUGAAGAAGACGAAGACAACGACAGUGACGUCGACGAAAUGGAAGCAGAAGAGGUGGAAGAGGAUGCAAGUGACGACAUCUCUAUAGGCGAGAUAGCAGAAAAUGAUGACCAAGAUAAUGCACAUACAGAUGUUACGGACACUCAGCUUAAGUACAAUGGCGUUCCUAUCGAAGAAGAGCUUCGAUUAUCUUCAACAAGUAGCGUUUUAUCCGUCAGUUCACACGCGGCCAAUGAAGAUGAAAAUGAAAGCAUUCUUUCGAGGAAAAGAAAUGUCACCGAGUUGGAUGAUUAUCAGUACAAAGAAACCAAGGAGAAUGAUGGCUUCAUAACAACUCCAAAGAAAAGUAAAAUGCCCUUGAACGAGUUUGGAUCAUCGUCAUCUAUGGUAUCCCCCGUAGUAUCUAAUCAGGAGGAUCCAUCCAGAAACGAUGAUUCAAGGAUAAAUACAUUCAUUUCUCCAGAUACAACGAAUUCAGUAACUCAAGCGGAAAAAAAUGAGUUAUCUACUAGUCCGUUGCAAGACAAAAAAAGAAUGUGA